Molecule: messenger RNA, 1123 nt
Organism: Myodes glareolus (Bank vole)
Lineage: Eukaryota; Metazoa; Chordata; Mammalia; Rodentia; Cricetidae
Source: RefSeq, a predicted model, not a curated record
GCUUCUCCCACUUCCCCUUCAACGAGCAGGCAGCAUGGAACCUUUGGCCUCUUAAGUGUCAGGCCUGAAUUCUGAUCUCUUCCUCUCUCCAGGCCUCGGCUCCCCCACCCUGGCAGCCAGCAGCUGAGCCCCUGGAGCCGAUAGACCCCACCUGAGAUGUCUUCUUUUGCUUGCCGGAGCCUCCCUGUAACCCUUCUUACCCUUCUCUGCUGCUCAGGGUCUGGUGAGCAGGCAUUCGAGGUCCACGUAUCGUCCGAGAAGCAGAUAGUAGAAGUCGCAGGCUCUUUGAAAGUCAACUGCAGCACGAGCUGUGAGAAUCCGCAAGUGGGUGGCCUGGAGACCACCCUGAGUAAGAAAGUGUUGGAAGAGCACCCUCAAGGGAAGUGGAAACAGUUCUUAGUCUUAAACGUCUCCCAAGACACGCGCCUCCUCUGCCACUUCACCUGUGCGGAGAAACAGCAUUCAGAGCAUCUCAACGUCAGAGUAUACAAGCCUCCGACUCAGGUCACACUGAAGCUGCAGCCCUCGCAGGUGUCUGUGGGAGGAGCCUUCACCGUUGAGUGUACGGCAGAAGCUGUGAAACCCCUUGAGAGCCUCACCCUCAGCCUGCUCCAUAACGGAGAGAUCCUGCAGAACCAGACCUUUGGGGGAGCUGAAAGUAACGCCACAGCCAUAUUCAACAGGACAGCUCGAACAAACGAUUGCCUCAACCUCUCCUGCCAGGCUGAGCUGGACCUGCGGCCCCAUGGUGGGCACAUCAUCCGCAAUACCUCAAAGUGCCAGAUCCUCAAAGUCAUCGAGCCUCCGACUGUUUGGCUGAUCAUCAUCAUAGUGAUGUCAACACUGUUAUUUGUGACAUCUGUCCUACUCUGCUUUAUCCUCGGCCAUCACUGGAACAGGAAGCGGACGGGCACCUAUGGGGUGCUGGCUGCCUGGAUGAGACUACCCCGAGCCUUUCGGCAACGACCUGGGUGAGCCGAUGUUCCCAGGCCUCUGGUGGCUGCUGGAACUCAACAUGGCGCCUUCAUGUAUGGUCCAGCACUGACUGAAGGACUCUGGCAAUGGCACAAGACACUGGGGACAUUUCCCUUUUUUUAACCUCAAUACAAAUACCUGGAUUUCA